UAUCUCUUGAAAGCACAGCAUCAGCAUCAAUUCAAUCUCUAAUCCAGAUCCCCAAGCCACUACCGCAAUUAUGCUCUGCGUGCUGCUCGUUCUGCUGAGGAUGCAGAGACCUGCACUUCUUCCGUCGAGCCUAACGUCUUCGGAUUCGUCUCUGACGGUACCACUCUUGAGAUCACUGCGGAUAGCGUCGAUUCCUUGCUUGGCUCGUGGCCAACGGUGCGGUCAUUUCCCUUGUGAACGAGGGUGUGAUGACUGUCGCUUCUGCCAUCUAGAAAAUGAAUCACCGGUCCUAAGAAGGCUUCGGACUGUGCUUCCUUCCUUGGGAACAGCGCAUGGGGAGACGUCCUCUGUUCGACAGUGCUUCUAUCGGUUAAAAUUUCUAACCUGUCUCCAUCUCCAAACAAUUUGAUGAGCGCCUGUGUAGGGCUUCCAUACUUUCGCUUAGAUACAAGCCACCUCUGGCUCCUAUUCAUAGCAAUUUAACCCCUUUUUGGCCAGUAACUUUCUCGCUUUGUGCUUACAUGCAUCAUUGGACCCUCCUAGCCAUUUUCGUCGCAGAAAGACUAUGUAUACCCAGCGUCCAAGCUGCGAUAGUAACUAA
Pseudovirgaria hyperparasitica is the source of this 601-nucleotide messenger RNA. RefSeq lists its product as uncharacterized. The transcript is spliced from 6 exons. The record is from RefSeq and is a predicted model, not a curated record. The coding region runs from base 71 to 409 and encodes 112 amino acids. Lineage: Eukaryota; Fungi; Ascomycota; Dothideomycetes; Acrospermales; Acrospermaceae.